AUGGCUAAAGGAGAACGCCCUGUUGAUUGGGGUUUUGCCGAAAAUAUGGCUUAUGCGAGUCUAUUGAGUGAAGGUUACGAUGUCAGAAUAAGUGGACAGGAUAGUGGGCGCGGUACUUUCUCACAUCGUCAUGUGGUUUUUCAUCAUCAGAACCAACGUCAAAGCUGGACACCUUUACAGCAUGUUAGUGAAAAUCAGGGUCAAUUUACGGUCAUUGAUUCGCUGUUGUCAGAAGAAGCCGUGUUAGCGUUUGAAUAUGGUUACGCCACUUCUGC
Priapulus caudatus is the source of this 275-nucleotide messenger RNA. Its product is annotated as 2-oxoglutarate dehydrogenase E1 component-like. Gene Ontology annotation, cellular component: cytosol; oxoglutarate dehydrogenase complex. The annotation marks the transcript as partial. Gene Ontology annotation, biological process: tricarboxylic acid cycle. The transcript has a single exon. Gene Ontology annotation, molecular function: thiamine pyrophosphate binding; oxoglutarate dehydrogenase (succinyl-transferring) activity. NCBI's taxonomy places the organism in Eukaryota, Metazoa, Priapulida, Priapulimorpha, Priapulimorphida, Priapulidae. The record is from RefSeq and is a predicted model, not a curated record.